Messenger RNA from Thamnophis sirtalis, 3324 nucleotides. NCBI's taxonomy places the organism in Eukaryota, Metazoa, Chordata, Lepidosauria, Squamata, Natricidae. The record is from RefSeq and is a predicted model, not a curated record.
AGCGGCCCCAGCGGAGGAGUGUUGUUCUUUCCCCUUUCCCCCCCGCGCCUGCCGGAGAAGAAUGAGGCUUUAACUCGAACCCGGGGGCGGGGGGAACAACAGGGCUUCUGCAGAAGAGCCCGAGCGCGCGUCCGCACCAUGCGAGAGAAGAAGCUCACUACUGUGCCUCCCUCCAUAAGAGAAAAUGAAUUUGAAGAGUUUUUAGCAACUGACAAUAUACUUGUAGACUUCUUCAAUGAAUUUUUGGGUCUCCCAACAUUUGCGGAACCAGUUCAAUAUAAUCCCGAUUUUGGAAUAUUUGAAGUUGCUAGUGAUGUCCCACAGUGCAUGGAAAACCAGCUAAAACAGAUGCUUCGGGAACAGAAACCUCGAAAUCCCAUUUAUGAUGUUACAAGGCAGACAAAGAUACAAGCCCCUUUUUCUAAAGAUAGUAACACUCCCCCUUCCCCGGCCUUCAGUUUUAAUCUAAAUUAUUCAACCAUGAGUCUGAACCGAGAACAAGCUAUUGAAUGGAUAAAAAAGAAUAGAUUUCCAGCAUUUUUAGAGAGUGAUUGCUACUUUGAAUACAGAUUAGCUAAACUUGUUUCACAGGUGGAAUGGAGCAAAACUGGGAUCAGUUUUGUUAUAGACAAAAACUAUUAUCCUUGGUUCUCAAAAUCUCCACCCAUCAUAGACAGCCCUGAGGAAAAUGAAUAUGAUUUGAUUAUGAAAAAGUUCUACGUUUCUCUUGGCCAGGCUACUGUUACUCAGACACAGGAUUGGUUUACUCUAGCCAAACAAAGUCAGAACAUGAUCAUUACUGAUUGUUUUACCCGUCCUGUGUCAUCGUCUCAUGUUCGAUUUUUACCUGAUUCUUCAAAGUCAUGGCCUACAUAUGAAGAUAUAACGCCUCAAGAACUUUGCAAAACUUCUUCAUCCAUUAUUAGUGUUACUACUCGCAGUGAUCACUUAGGUUAUGAAUCCAGAAUUAAGAAGAAGCCCGAUUUUACUGACGUCCCAUUUCUUCAAAAGACAGAAGCCAGAAGAAGCAUAGAUGAAGGUCAUUCUUUGUCACUUCCUGAUACUCCUUCAGGGACAUUAUUAAGAGCAUAUUUAGGACAAGACUGGGAUUUUAGUCCUGAGGAGGGAAAGAGUGAAAGUGUGAAAGAUAUUUUCCAAUAUCAAGAAUUGGCAUCUUUUCACACUAUGGAUGAGUUUUCUUUUGCCUUUGUUCAAAACGUACUAAAAAAUUCUGUUGCAGUAGUCACUGGCCAGCCGCCUGAACCCAGUCCUAAUAACAUCAAUUUCAGUAAGACAACUAGAGUUUUUAUAUAUGAGUUAGUAGGCACUGAAAAAUCCAUAGAGUCCAUCUUUGAAAAGUCAUCUUUUGCUGACGCAACGGUUGAUGGAGCGGUUGACGGAGCGGAUGUGAAGAGUGAAAUUUCUGCAAAAUCAGAAAAGGAUAACACUGAAACCAGAGCAGCUUGGUGUGUUAGCCACAAGACGUAUGACAUUGGUAGCAGGCAUGAAUUUGAAAGAUUUAAAAAAUUCAUCAGAGGAACUUUGGGAGAAAAAUACUGGUGGCUUUGGAUAGAUAUCGAACGGCUGAAGGUCAUGAAGACUUUUAAAAGGCAGAAAAGACAGCUUGAUCGGAUGAAAAAAUUAUACCUGGCAAGCAAUGGAGAUUAUUACCUGACUUUUGAAGUUCUUUUCAAACUCAACCUGGUGGAUGGCGAUCAAUGGAAUGUGUAUAAUUUAAGGGGCAUCCAGUCUGAAGUAGUGAAACCUUUGCUUCUUUACUGGGGUCCCCGGUUUUGUGUAACUCAUAAAGCUGACAUUCAGGCCACAGUUGCCAAGCUGAAAAUCUGGCAUGCUCGGCAACAGAAACCACGUAUUGACGUGGAUCCUUUCCCACAGAUGGUGUCCCUGCUACCACUCAGGCCGAAAUCUUGCAUGCCAAAAAUAGAAUUUCCAUGUCAUCAGAGAGGAGAAACGGGAUUAACCCCGACUUUUUCAAAAGGAGCAGUGACGGAUAUCUGUCCCCAAAGGUCUCUCAGGCUGUUAUCUGCAAUUCUACCUCAAGGUCAAACUGCUGUUCAGGAAGAUCCUCAUGACUUAAUUAGGUUAGAAGAUAUUAGGGGAAGGCCAACAACAGCGUGCAGCACUAUGUCUCAUAUGACACUUAGUGAUAGAAUGGAUUACCUGAAACCACAACUAGAUCGAAAAUACACCUAUGCAGAAAUGAUCCCUGGUAAAAUCUCCCCAGAUUUUUCCGAACUUGGAAGUUUUAAAAUGGAAAGAAUGCUGCAAUCUCUUUUCUUGGAAAACAGAGCAGGCUACGUCUUCACUGACUUCUGUGAGAAAUCAGACUGUAGGCUAUGGAAGAACAGCGCAUAUUUUUGGUUUGACCUACAGGAUUAUCAUCAGCUUUUCUAUCAAGAAACCCUCCAUCCUUUGAAACUAUGCAAGCAAGCACAAGUGGAGCUGGUGGAAGAAAUUCGACAGCUGGACUCCGUGUACUUUAAAAAGCUGAAGGCUUUGCAUGCAGAGGGCAUUUCCAAGAAGGAUGAGGCUUUGGCAGUUGAAGACGUUCUCAAGAGGUCUGAGUCUAUUCGACUUGUAGACUCCAUUGAACAAGACUUUCUUGAAGGUUUCCAAUUAUACUCCAUUACGAAAUUGAUUAACAACAGGACAGAACUGGAACAAUUCCGUAUCUUUCUUGAGGAGCAAUCAGCAAGUGUGGACCUCCUGUGCUGGAUAGACAUUGAGCAGUUCAGAAGAAUGUUACACAAAAAUAAAGAAGAACGAGAUGAAAAAUCUAAGGACAUUAAAAAUAAAUAUCUAAACAAGAAAUAUUUCUUUGGACCGGACAGCCCAGCCACAAAAGAAGAACAAGAGCAGGUUAUGAAGUCACGUGGAGGCUGGGGGCAAGUACUUCAUGAACUAGUUUCUCCCGUGAUCUUGUUAGACGUUCAAAAGUAUGCCCAGAGGAGAUUAGAGACUAAGUGGUUGCCACAGUUUUAUGCCCGUCAAGACUUGGGGACGUCGAAACCACGAAAGCUACAUUUGGGAGAGGCCGCAGAAGACAUUUUAAUCCAGGGGCAGGAAGAGAAACAAGCACCAUGGAAGCAUAAGAAGAAUUGGGUGCUUUCGGCUAAGGAAAUCAUUACUUUCCGUAAAGCUCUGAUGAAUCCGAUCACAUCUCUUCAUUUUCAACACUUUGUGUCCCUGAAAGGAGAUUUAUUGGGGAAUGGAGUGAUUUUCUGGCAGGAAGUACAGAAAUACAAGUCUACUUUUAUACCUCUGGAAUUUCUUGUUAGCCCUUCACUUCAGAAUCAGGUCUGA